Nerophis lumbriciformis (worm pipefish) is the source of this 891-nucleotide messenger RNA. Lineage: Eukaryota; Metazoa; Chordata; Actinopteri; Syngnathiformes; Syngnathidae. The record is from RefSeq and is a predicted model, not a curated record.
AUGAUUUCAGAGGGACGCCCCUGUCAAGCGCCGACUCUGGACGGAGGUUAUAUCGUUCCUGAACAGGACAUAUAUUCGCAUGGGGCAACGUUGUCGUUCGCGUGUGAAAAGGGACUCAAACCGGCGACGCAAGGUUGGUGGGCAACCACCACGUGUCUGGAUGGCAAAUGGGCCACUCAGCCGCAAUGUAUUGAUAUCAACAACUGCAUUCCACCAUUUAUCCCGAAUGGAAAAUUCACUUGGAGCGCCUCGGGUUGGUACGAAAAUGGUUUCGUGAUCAGGGUCAAAUGCGAUGCCGGAUAUUCCUACAAAAAUUAUGACGCGACAGCUUCAUGUGUCAAUGGAACAUGGCUCUCCGUACCAACCUGCGAGCGAAGCCAGCAGGCGUGCGACGCGCCUCCUAAAAUUCCCCAUGCGGUCAUCAUCAAUAACCCUCACCAAGAUGUUUACGCUUCCGAUACGGAAUUACUCUUUGAGUGUGAAGAUGGCUUUACUGUGGAGGGAACGCAAAAAAAGGCCAUUUUUUGCAUCUUUGGAACGUGGUCGCCAGCUCCACCCUGUGUUGACAGGUGUGGAGACACUCCCGUUGUCGCUGAUGGCGAGAUCAUGAAAAGGACCAGCAGGUUUUUGAAAUACCAAUGCGGCAGUUUCUAUAAACGAGUCGGUCCGGAGAAAGUGGUCUGCUACGCUAACGGCCAGUGGUCCGCCACGCCUACUUGCAAAGCAACCUAUUGUUCCGUGGAUCAACACCCCAGGUUAAAAUUCGACGGCGUGAAAUUCCUAACCGAUGGCGAGACGGUGGAACUGGAGUGUGUGAACCCGGGCCACUGGCUGACGACUCAUUAUUCGGUGGUGCGGCUGCAACUGGUGGGAACGGAAGUUUGUAAGUGA